CCGCCCCCAUGGUCCCAGAGCAGGUCCCCGCCAACCACAGCACCCCGGACUGGGGGUCGGGGCCGCCGCGGGCGCCCGGGGGCAGCGGCUGGGUGGCCGCCGCGCUGUGUGCGGUCAUCGCGCUGACGGCGGCGGCCAACUCGCUGCUCAUCGCGGUCAUCUGCGCGCAGCCCGCGCUGCGCAACACCUCCAACUUCUUCCUGGUGUCGCUCUUCACGUCGGACCUGAUGGUGGGGCUGGUGGUGAUGCCGCCGGCCAUGCUGAACGUGCUGUACGGCCGCUGGGUGCUGGCGCAGCGCCUCUGCCUGCUCUGGGCCGCCUUCGACGUGAUGUGCUGCAGCGCCUCCAUCCUCAACCUCUGCCUGAUCAGCCUGGACCGCUACCUGCUCAUCCUCUCGCCGCUGCGCUACAAGCUGCGCAUGACGCCCGCGCGCGCCCUGGCGCUGGUCCUCGGUGCCUGGAGCCUGGCCGCGCUCGCCUCCUUCCUGCCCCUGCUGCUGGGCUGGCAUGAGCCGGGCCGCGCGCGGGCGCCCGCGACGGAUCAGUGCCGCUUGCUGGCCAGCCUGCCCUUCGUCCUCGUGGCGUCGGGCCUCACCUUCUUCCUGCCCUCCGGCGCCAUCUGCUUCACCUACAGCAGGAUCUUGCUGGCCGCCCGCAAGCAGGCCGUCCAGGUGGCCUCCCUCACCACUGGCACUGCCGGCCAGGCCUUGGAGACGCUGCAGGUGCCCAGGACCCCACGCCCAGGGGUGGAGUCAGCUGACAGCAGGCGUCUGGCCGCCAAGCAUAGCAGGAAGGCCUUGAAGGCCAGCCUGACCCUGGGCAUCCUGCUGGGCAUGUUCUUUGUGACCUGGCUGCCUUUCUUUGUGGCCAACAUAGUCCAGGCCGUGUGCGACUGCAUCUCCCCUGGGCUCUUUGACGUCCUCACAUGGCUGGGCUACUGCAACAGCACCAUGAACCCCAUCAUCUACCCGCUCUUCAUGCGGGACUUCAAGCGGGCCCUGGGCCGGCUCCUGCCGUGUCCGCGCGGCCCCCGGGAGCACCAGCCGGGCCUCGCCUCGCCCUCCGUGCGGACCUCUCACAGCGGCCCGCGGCCUGGCCUGAGCCUGCAGCACACGCUGCCCCUUCCCCGGCCGCCAGACUCGGACCCGGGCUCGGACCCGGGCUCUGGGGGCCUCUCUGGCCCGCGGCUCGCGGCCCAGCUGCUGCCACCUGGCGAGGCCACCCGGGAUGCCCCCCCGCCUGCCAGGGCCACUACGGCAGUCAACUUCUUCAGCAUCGAUCGCACGGAGCCCGAGCUGCGGCCGUGUCCACCUGGGACCCCCACGAAUUGAUGCGGGCUUGGAGAGCUGGACUGGAUGGGACCAGGACCCCCAAGGCCUUGGACCAGCUCUUGGCUAAAACCAGGAGGCUCCAGGUCUUCCGGGGAGCCUUCUGAGCUCCAGUGGGUUGCACUGAGUCAGCACCCCACUGCCCACUGUGGGUCUCCAACCUGGAGGCCUAGUCGCUGGCUUCAGGACAGUUUUCUCCAGGAGGUGUCACUGCUGAGUGUAACUGGUGGGUGUGUGGAGAGCGAGGUUGGAGGACUCCUGGGAGUGGGGUAAGGCCCUCUUGGUCCAGCUUAGGAUGCUGUUAAUCAUCUCCCUUGCACAUCCUAUCAGACUGCGUGGGAGCCAUGCCUCUGUCUGCAGAGGUGGCUCAGUGCUGGGCCAGAUCCCUUGCUCUGCGGGCCAUGACCAUCAGCAUCAGGUCCCGGGAGUCUGUUAGAAGUGCAUGUCCCUGCCCUACCCCAGACCUGCUGGUUGCCAGGUGAAUCGUGUGCACAUUAUGGUUUGAGAUGUGCUGGCUCAGGGGAUCUUUAACCCUGACGAUGGCUGGCUAGACAGUUUUCAGACCAGCUGCUCUCAGGAUUCACGUGCUGCAUAGCAAACAUCUGAGCCUCGGAGUCAGGCAGGCAAAGUCUGAACCUCCGCUUCACCGCUUUCCAGCCCGUGUACAAGUUACUUAACUGCUCUGAGCCUGGCAUUCCACAUGCAAAUGGGGAAAUGAUGCCUGCCUCCUCGGGCAUUCCGGGCACAGAAUGCCCAGCACUCGGCAGGUGGUCAAUGGGUGGUCCCUGCUGUUGUUAUCCACCCCCUGGCCUGGCAGAGGGCCAGCAAGGGCCACUUGUUCCCACUUUCUUACCCCCACCGUCCUCCUCCUCUUCAGCCCCGGCCCACAGCCCACGAUCUGACUGUCUCCCCAACUCCUCCCUAGACUGCUGCCCUGCCCCUCCUGGGGGCACAUGGGUAGCUGCUGGGUUCUUGCUCAAGAUCAAGGAUGGGUGUUCCCUACCGUGGGCUCCCUUGGGCCUAGAAGGGAACCAUCUGAUGAGGACAGAACCAGUCCCUCUCCCGCUGCCUUCUGGCCUGCCCUGGGGUCAGUGAGGGAAGCGGGCGUGGGCGCUGGGUCAGCAGAGUUGUAGGGGAGCAUCCCUGGUUCGGGGGGGCCCUGGGGGAGGCAGCUGGACUCUGGCGCAGGACUUGUGUUUUUCUUUUUUCUGACGGGGAGCUCUUGGUUCCCAGAGUUCACCGCUUUAGGUCCCUUUCCACGCUGAGGUUUUUCUUCCUCAUCGCCUGCCUCCCUCCCAUCCCCCCACCAGUUCUAUCCACCCCAACCCCAGGGGCCUCCACGGGCGGCCUGGCGCCCUCCGAGGUGCUGAGCAGACUCCGUUCUGGCCAGGCCACUGACUGCAGAAGGGCCACGGUGCUUGUCGGGGCUCCCUCUCUACCCCCAGGCCUGCCCCGGUGGGCGCUCAGUAAGCCCGAGCUGAGCCAGUGACUGCGGGGUGGACGGAACCUGCUUGAAGGGCCACUCGGGCUGGAGAAGCCGCUGGUGAGGUGGGAGGAGACUCCGGGUGUGGGCGCCCUGUGUUCUGCCCGAGCUUGCUCUGGGGCCUCAGCAAUGUCCUUUCCUCUUGCGGGGCAUCGGUCUUCCACGGGAGACCUGAGCGGUUUGGACCAACAGCAGCAGGGGUUCUGUGAAUAUUUGCUGAAGGAACGAAUACACACCCCCCUGAGGACCAGUUCCGCUCCGGCACUCCCCGCUUCUCUCCAGUCCCAGCUGCCUCCCCUGGGUUUGUCAGUCUUCUCGGCUGGGCUUCGGUUCCGAAUGCACAGUGCGGGAGGGGAAGCGUCUCUGGCUCGGCCACUCAGGGCCAGUGGGAGGCCCAAGGAGGAAGGUUGCAGGGAUGCGCUAACUGUGACUAAGAGCUCGGGCUCUGGAGGUUAACUGGCUGGCUUUUGAGACUGAUCACCUGUGUGAUCUCGGCAGCUUCCCUAAAUGCUCUGGGCCUGACAGUGAAAAUGAAGACAAUACUAGUACCUACCUCACUGGGUUAUUACGAGGGUCAACUGAGACAAUC
Odocoileus virginianus texanus is the source of this 3400-nucleotide messenger RNA. RefSeq names its product 5-hydroxytryptamine receptor 6 (gene HTR6). NCBI's taxonomy places the organism in Eukaryota, Metazoa, Chordata, Mammalia, Artiodactyla, Cervidae. The record is from RefSeq and is a predicted model, not a curated record. Gene Ontology annotation, molecular function: neurotransmitter receptor activity; G protein-coupled serotonin receptor activity. Gene Ontology annotation, biological process: G protein-coupled receptor signaling pathway, coupled to cyclic nucleotide second messenger; chemical synaptic transmission. Gene Ontology annotation, cellular component: plasma membrane; dendrite.